This is a messenger RNA of Eucalyptus grandis, 964 nucleotides long. RefSeq names its product TMV resistance protein N-like. Gene Ontology annotation, biological process: signal transduction. The coding region runs from base 259 to 888 and encodes 209 amino acids. The record is from RefSeq and is a predicted model, not a curated record. NCBI's taxonomy places the organism in Eukaryota, Viridiplantae, Streptophyta, Magnoliopsida, Myrtales, Myrtaceae. The transcript has 2 exons.
UUUGGUUUUCUUUCUUUUCAGAAAAAAGAGUCCUUCUCAUUUACUCGGGUAAAGAGUCUUUCUGCCGGGGCUUUCGCUUCCGCCGGAGCUGCUGCUGAAGUUGCGCGCGUGGACAUCGCAAACCCGUCCGCCGAAACAACACCGCAGUCUCGGCACGCGCGGCGAAUCGUUCCCUCCGUCGAGCCCCUGGCGAAGGACGAUAUUUCACCUCGAUAGCUCCUCGCCGCAAUCGGAGCCAGAUCUGAGUACAGAGAUCUCAUGGCUUGUAAGGAUUUACCAUAUCUGGCUGCCGCUGCUUUUGCUGCUAUCCUGUUUCGACUUUGUUCUCGAGGAGGAGAUCAAGCGAGAUCAAUGGAGGAGAGUGCAAGUGGAAAUGAUGGAACAGCAGGAGGUGCUUCUUCUACUCACACGUCAACAGAAGGUCAAGAGGUGGCUACUUCAUCGGGAUAUGACUAUGAAGUAUUUUUGAGCUUCAGAGGACCAGAUACUCGAGAUGCUUUUACCGACUAUCUUUACACUAGGCUCGAUGAUGCGGGAAUCCGCACAUUUAAGGAUGACGAAGAGCUCCGCAUUGGGGAAGAGUUUGCCCCAAAACUUCUCCAAGCAAUUAAGCAGUCGAAGAUCUCAAUACCUAUAUUUUCGAAAGGUUAUGCCUCCAGCGUAUGGUGUCUCAAGGAGCUGGUCCAGAUGGUCGAGUGCCAGAAAAAUGGAAGACAAAAGAUCAUGCCCAUUUUUUAUGAUGUGGCCCCUUCAGUGGUUCGAUACCAAAUUGGGAUUUAUGCCGAGGCCUUUCUUUCACAUGAAGAGAAGCAACGAUAUGGCAAAGAUACUAUCCGUGAGUGGAAGGCUGCUCUCAGUGCAGUUGGGGCAAUAAACGGAGACCAAUAGGUGACUUCUGUUAGCAUUCCAUCUCAAGUGCCUUGUAUCAAUAAAACUCAAUGAAUUUGAUUUGGUUUCGUUUGUA